This is a messenger RNA of Sclerotinia sclerotiorum 1980 UF-70, 111 nucleotides long. RefSeq lists its product with no specific name. Lineage: Eukaryota; Fungi; Ascomycota; Leotiomycetes; Helotiales; Sclerotiniaceae. Bases 1 to 111 code for a protein of 36 amino acids. The transcript has a single exon. The record is from RefSeq and is a predicted model, not a curated record.
AUGUGUACCUCGCACGGAAUGCAACAGACUGGCUGGAGGCAAGAAAAAAUCCGCAAGCAGAACGUCCUAGACCUUCUCGACCAACUCGAAGUCUCCGGCAUUGAGCUUUAA